This is a messenger RNA of Wyeomyia smithii (pitcher-plant mosquito), 1459 nucleotides long. RefSeq names its product annexin B10-like. The record is from RefSeq and is a predicted model, not a curated record. The transcript is spliced from 3 exons. NCBI's taxonomy places the organism in Eukaryota, Metazoa, Arthropoda, Insecta, Diptera, Culicidae. Gene Ontology annotation, cellular component: cytoplasm. The coding region runs from base 212 to 1177 and encodes 321 amino acids. Gene Ontology annotation, molecular function: calcium ion binding; calcium-dependent phospholipid binding.
GGCUGAGACAUACCUACCAGCGGAUAGUCGGUCAGACCAGUCGAGUUUGGUAGUGCAAAGUAGAAAGAUCGAGUUACUGGGUGUGGAAAACAGUGUUUGAGUUAAGUGGUGACUCAUCGAACAGUGAAAUACCUCAGGAUUAGUCGACAAAUAAGAUUUUUGCAGUAAAUUUUAAAGCUAUCCUUUAAUAGUGAAAAGUUAAAAAGCCAUUAUGUCGUGGUAUUACACGCCAAAACCCACCGUGUUCCCAGCUGCGAAUUUCAAUCCUUCGGCCGACGCGGCUGCCCUGCGCAAAGCCAUGAAAGGAUUUGGUACCGAUGAGCAGGCAAUUAUCGAUAUUCUGUGCUCCCGUUCCAACUGGCAGCGGCAGGCGAUUUCUGAAGCAUUCACACGGGAACUGGGACGCGAUCUGAUCAAGGAUCUCAAGUCCGAACUUGGCGGCAAAUUUGAGGAUGUCAUAAUUGGUCUCAUGCUACCACCGGUGAAUUACCUUUGUAAGCAACUGCACAAAGCAAUGGAUGGUAUCGGCACCAACGAACGAGCACUAAUUGAGAUUCUGUGUUCGCAAAACAAUGAACAAAUACAUCAUAUAUCGCGAGUGUAUGAAGAGAUGUACAACAGGCCCCUUGCUGAGCACGUGUGUACCGAGACAUCAGGUGAUUUCAGACGUUUGCUGACUCUGAUCAUCACCGGAACGCGGGAUCCACCCGGGACUGUUGAUCCGGAUUACGCCGUGGCUCAAGCGAAGCAGCUAUACGAUGCAGGUGAAGGUAAAUGGGGUACGGAUGAGGCAGUCUUUAGCAAAAUCUUGGCACAUUCAAGCUUCGAUCAGUUGGAGCAUGUUUUCGAAGAGUACAAAAAAUUGUCGGGUCGCACAAUAGAACAGGCUCUGAAAGCUGAGCUAAGCGGAGAUUUUUACGAAGCGCUUAGUGCGAUCGUGGAAUGCGUACAAAUGGCGCCACAUUUCUUCGCAAAACGUUUGUUCGAAGCUAUGGAUGGGCUUGGCACUGACGAUACCACUUUGAUAAGAAUUAUUGUGUCCCGUUCGGAAAUCGAUCUGCAGAAUAUUAAGGACGAGUAUGAACAAAUGUACAACAAAACACUAAUGAGUGCGGUUAAGAGCGAAACAUCCGGUGACUACAAGAAGGCAUUGUGUGCAAUAAUUGGAAGCGCCUAAGUACCAUCAGCAACCUAUUUUAGGAUAUACACCUUCACAGCUGCAAAAUUUAUUGUAGUUAAAUAUGUUCAUGGUACAGGCGGAAUUUGCAUAUUUUAUGUCUUUUUAGCAAUCAGUAAUCAAACGCCAAUCUUCUGUACAAACGAGCGAACGUAAUUCCUCAAACCAAAACAAAAAAAAAAACGAAUGUUACUUAUUACGACAGUGAUCUACACUUUUUAACAAUCUCAUAUUUACACAGCACUUAACUUUUAUACUAGUAUUAAAAUAUUGUUAAAUAAA